Ustilago hordei is the source of this 1956-nucleotide messenger RNA. RefSeq lists its product as uncharacterized. The coding region runs from base 1 to 1956 and encodes 651 amino acids. Gene Ontology annotation, biological process: regulation of mitotic cell cycle; protein phosphorylation. NCBI's taxonomy places the organism in Eukaryota, Fungi, Basidiomycota, Ustilaginomycetes, Ustilaginales, Ustilaginaceae. Gene Ontology annotation, cellular component: nucleus. The transcript has a single exon. The record is from RefSeq and is a predicted model, not a curated record. Gene Ontology annotation, molecular function: ATP binding; cyclin-dependent protein serine/threonine kinase activity.
AUGUCAGAAGAGGCGCAAGCUGGGCCGUCUAGAUUGCCCGAUCAGGGCGCCUCAACGGUCGCCUCUGCACCGCAGAUGUCAGCGGCCAGGCAAUGGUCGCAGUGCGAAGAAGGCGAGUCCCAAGCAAAGCGACAAAGAGUCGAAGACACCAAAAAUGAGAUGUCAACAUCAGCCGAAGAAGUCAGAGUUACACAACGAGCCCCUUUAUCGGAUGCACAACCAGCUGCAUCGACUUAUCAGACACCACGAACGUGGUCAGCACUCCGCCGGUCAGCUCAUCCUUCGAUCGCACCUUCGCGCUCGAUCUACAGCUAUGAGCGACUCAAUCACAUCCAAGAGGGCACAUAUGGCGUCGUGUUCCGCGCUCGACCGCGAGCUUCGGACGCUCUACCCCGUCAGCCUCCAUCCACCAGCCGGCCUUCAGCCCCAGCCUCCGUAUCACUCUCAUCAUCAGUCGCAGUAAAGAAGCUGAAAUUGGCAAACAACGGUCUGGACGAAUGUGGCUUUCCCAUCACAUCCCUACGCGAGAUUCAAGCACUCACCCUCGCCAAGGCUCACUCUUUCGUCAUAAGGCUACAUGAAGUCUGUAUAGGCAAAACGUUAGAUCAGAUCUUCUUAGUGAUGGAGUUUAUGGAGCAUGAUUUGAAGUCGUUGUUGACGUCCUUCCACAAGGCCAAGACGGCUUUUGCGCCUUCGGAGGUAAAGACAUUGAUGUAUCAACUGCUUACCGCGACGAAGCAGCUGCACGAGGAUUGGAUCCUGCAUCGAGAUUUGAAGUCGAGUAACCUUUUGUUAGACAACCGUGGGCGGUUGAAGGUCGCGGAUUUCGGAUUGGCAAGGAGGUUUGGAGAUCCUAUCGAUGGCUGGAAGCCGGUGACCAAGUCCAGGAGGAGGAAAAAUGAGGCAGCAGCAGCAGCUGUUGCAGAUGGAGGUACAACAGCCACAUCCGCGGCCACGCAGACAGCAUCGACAGGAGCAGCAACGACAACAGCAGCAGCUGCUGCAGCAAAAAAGGCUCUGGGAGCAGCAACAAGCGCAAGCGGCGCGUCGAGUGUGGACGCCGGAGGAUCCGAUUCGCAAAGAUCGCGACAAACAAGCGCAGAAGAUGACCAGGAAGAAGAAAGCGUAGGUAUGACGGACCUCGUCGUAACACUAUGGUACCGAGCACCAGAGCUGCUUAUGCUGAACAAACUUAGCCAAGAUGAAGACCGUCGGCACAAUCAACAUCAGGCGAAACUUCUCGACAAAGCUUGGCGUGGUGAGGCAAAUCCAUUCGGUAAGCCCUUCUGCGUCGAUCUUCCUCCACCCCUCUAUGACGAGAAGAUCGACAUGUGGAGCAUAGGCUGUAUCUUUGCCGAGCUACUACUUACUAGCAAGACCGGUGGCGGUCUGUUCCAGGGCAAGAAUGAAGCAGAUCAGCUGCGUCGUAUUGCUUCCGUGCUGGGACCUCCGAAUACGAUCAUAUGGCCAGACUUGCAUCUCUUUUCGCCGCAUUUGAGGAGCCAAGCAGACAUCAGAGAAGGCAUACCUCCAACGUCGGCGCCAAAACCUUCGAGGAAAGCAUUGUCACAAGAGGAAGAGAGGAUCAAGCUUCGGAUCGAGAAGGAGUUCGGUCCGACACGAUUGACUCCAGCGACGCUCGACUUGCUUUUCAGGCUGCUGCAUUAUGAUCCGAAGCAAAGGAUUGGGGCGAGGGAGGCUUUGCAGCAUGCUUACUUCAAGACCGAACCGCCGAAGAUGGCUCAUCCGGACUCCUUUGGAAGUUUCCCUAGUAUUGCAGCCGGUGAUUACAUACCCCACGAUACGCCGAGUGCGCCAAACGUCCAUCAGAAAGGCAACGCUGCAGGAACCGGCAUCUACGGGAAAACAGCUUUCGAUCAGCCUAUGGCUCCAGCGCAAGCAGCCACCACAUCGAACCGGGGAGAAUACCCCAUGGAGUUCGAGUUCAAUGUCUAG